Messenger RNA from Salmo salar (Atlantic salmon), 5064 nucleotides. NCBI's taxonomy places the organism in Eukaryota, Metazoa, Chordata, Actinopteri, Salmoniformes, Salmonidae. The record is from RefSeq and is a predicted model, not a curated record.
AGGUAAGAAACCGGUGUGGAGAAAGCUACCAUAGACUUCACAAUGUAUAAACAGUCGCUGCUGGAAUUAACGUGUUUAGUGAAAGUCGAGGACUUCGAGGCUUCCAAACUACUUAAAAUCCAGACGGAGACUGCACACGUUGGUCGUAUGUAUCAAUUUAAAACACCCGCACCGGUAACGUUAGCUAAAUUGUCGGUUGGAAAGCACUGGUUUGAAUCUUGGCUAGCUAACGUUAACAGGAUAGCUAGCUAAUGUUACACAUCAGUGGCUCCUUGUUGCCCUUAGAAAUUAACCACGGUCUAACGUUAGAAAUAUGAUUAAGUGUUUGUCAAAAGAAGUUCAAGGUAAGCUUCGGUCUGGAAUCGCAAUAUUUUCAUUACAGCAGUGUCUUGAAGAAAUGAUUCUGAACAGUAUUGAUGCUAGUGCAACAUGCGUGGGUGUGAGGGUGGACAUCGAAGCCUUCAAAGUGCAGGUUAUAGACAAUGGCUCAGGGAUGGACAUAGAGGAUAUGAAGUCUGUAGGAAACAGAUACUUCACAAGCAAAUGCAGUUCUUUAGAGGACCUAGAUCAUCUCAAAUACUAUGGAUUCAGAGGAGAAGCUAUUGCCAGUAUUGCUAAUCUCGCUAUGCUGGUGGAGAUAUCAUCCAGGACCAAAAUGUCUGUGAAGACUCAUGUAAAAGUCUUCAAGGAUGGUAAAGGCUUGGAUGUGUUUGAGGCUGAGACUACCCGCCCAUCUGCAGGGACGACUGUUGUUAUUUGUAACUUCUUCCACAACAUGCCAGUGAGGAGAAACAGGAUGGAUAGCGUGCUGGAGUUUGAACGGAUCAGGCAAAGAGUGGAGGCCAUUUCACUCAUUCACCCCUCUGUCUCUUUCACGCUGAAGAAUGACUGCACAGGGACCAUGGUGGUACAGCUCUCCAAAGCCCGAAACACUUACUACAGGUUUGUUCAGAUCCAUGGUUUAGGUAGGGCCCAAAAGCUUGGGGAAAUCAGCCACUCCCAUGCACAGUUUGAAGUAAGUGGUUAUGUAGGACGAGAAGGCCACUACAACAACACCUUACAGUUCCUCUAUGUGAAUGACAGGCUCCUUCUCAAAACCCGCAUCCACAAGCUGCUGAACCUUCUCCUGCGCAAAGUAGGCAGUUCAAGUCGGCAGAAUGACAUCCCCGGUACACCUCCUGCCAUUAGGAGCCCAAAGCAGAGAAGAGGAGCCGAGCUACAUGCAAUGUAUGUCAUCAAUAUCAUGUGCCACUACUCUGAGUAUGACAUAUGCCUUGAGCCUGCCAAGACACUGAUUGAAUUCAAAGACUGGGAAAGUAUUCUGUUCUGCAUAGAAGAGGCGGUGAAAGCAUUCCUGACAAGAGAGAACUUGGUGAGUGAAAUCUCCCCAGAGGAUAUCCAGGACUACAUUUGUAAGAAUGUGUUUAGUGGCCAAACAGCUAGCACAGACGGAGUUAAGGACUCCAUUGGCAAAGGUGUCCAAACACACAUGGAGGGUGUUACCCUGGAAUGUAAUGUUGGAAGGACCCUUGCAUCAGAACCUGUUCAUCGACGGCACACAGAAGACGCUGACAAGAUGAAAAGUGUUUGUCAGACAUGUGAUGGAGUUGAAUCAGAGCAGGGUGACAGAGUAGGAAAACUAAGGGACAAGGAGGUCCUUAAGGGUUUUGAACAAGAGCAUAAUACCACAAAUCCACAAUGUCGACCAAGCUCAGUAGAUACAGACCAAGGUCUACAGUAUGAUUCAAUUACAGAUUCAUCAGUUAUGGAUUCAGAGUCUUACAAGGAAGUUACGAAAGAGAAUGAAAGCAAUGCACAUCUGAAAUCUGCUCUUUCUUGUCCUGAGUCAUCUCCGCAAAGUCUUAUCUUUAAGACAAAGGGAGAAAAUCUGAAAAUGAGUAUAGAAGAAGGAACAGAGAUGAAGGAUAAUGCAAGAGAGCAUGUAUCCCUCUCAAGAUGCACUGUGAGAGCACCAUGUUCUCUCACUCAGGGAAUCCAGUCAGAGAUGGGCUCUAUCAAACAGACACUACCUCAACCACAGGACACAGAACUGAAUCCAGGUGGACACAGAAAGAUCUUUCUAUCACAUCCAUACAUUCAUAGCAGUUUACCCUCUCAGAAAUGUCUCUCCCACCAGAGUAGACAAGAGCUAGCGUUAGAAUCUAGAGAGAAACUUGCAACAAAACGAAAAUGGUCUAUGGCGGAGGGCCCAGGUCAUCUUCACGUGUACCACAGAGAAAGUAAGGACUUUCCCACUGGCAUCCCUUCAAAGAUUUCUACGUUCAUGUCAUGUCAAAAGCUGGCUUUAUAUAAAGAGGCUGGAUCUCUGGACAGGUUCAGAAGAAUAUACGGGAAGCUUACCGAAUCCAAUCCAGUUCCUGUCGACGUUAAUAGCAAUUAUUUAGCAAUUGAUGCCACAGCUUCCCAGACCGAACACUUGGUUAUGAAUGCCAAGGCUGUUUUGCCCUAUCUUGAAGCGGAUCAAGAAAGGGAUGUCACAGAGUCACGCCUGGAUCUGAUGAAAGACCACAAAAGCCCAUUAACACUCUCCAUGUUCACCAAACACAAAUCUCUCUCCGCUCGGAGCAGUGGAAUAUCUUUGGCUGCCAAACUCUCUCAUUUAAAACACCAAAGGACAGAGGUUGCAACCAGGGAAUUUGUACAUCCUCCAGAGACUACUUCAAAUGCGGAUAUAUGUCCCCAGGACACUGUAGAAAACAAUGCUAUUCUAGACAUCAAUAAUGAAGAACACCACAAUAACACUGGCCGGAAUCGUGACUUCAUCCCGGGCUGCAGUACAAAUCCUCUGCCAGAUGAAAAGGAAGCGAAUAAUGUCACAGCAUCAUGUGAUUGGCUGCAUCACUAUGACGACGCUGUGGGGAAGCUGGUCUACAUCAACAAAGUGACAGGACUCAGUAAAUAUGAAGCACCCUCUGCUGAAGAGACACAAGUGUCUUGCACGUCAGAUGUCACCAACAUGGCAAUCAGUGUCAUCUCCAAAAAAGGGAUUGAGUACAGGUGUUACCCAUUUCAAAUGGAUCUAGUCUUGCCCUUCCUUCCCAAAUCCAAAGCAGGGAGAGUUCUUAGUUCAGGGCCUGACAAUAGAGGAGAUGACAUUCAGGACUCUAAUUCACUGUCCUCCCUGUACUCUGAGUGGACUAACCCUGUGUUUGCACGACCUCCUAUGGUUGGUGUGGACAUAUCAAGUGUGCAAGCUGAAGGACUGGCUGUGAAGAUCCAUAACAUCCUUUUUCCAUACCGCUUCUCCAAGGACAUGAUUCACUCAAUGAAGGUUAUUCAUCAAGUGGAUAAGAAGUUUCUUGCAUGUCUUAUCAACACACAAGACCAAGAUCCUGCGGCAUGCAGUGAAACUGAUGGGAACCUUUUAGUGUUAGUGGAUCAACACGCUGCGCAUGAGAGAGUUCGUCUUGAGAAUCUAGUUGCAGAUUCGUACGAGGAUGACCCAGGGGCACCGGGGGAGAGACGGCUAUGCUCAUCCACUGUAGCCCCACCACUGGAGGUCAGCGUGACAGAGGAGGAGCUGAGGCUGCUCAGGUCCUGCCGGCCAUCCUUGAGGGGCCUGGGUCUGGAGUUGCAGUUCUCGCAGAUAGGAGAUCCCCAGGUCCUGGUGGGGAAGGUGCCAAUGUGUUUCACAGAGAAGGAGAGCAAUGAACUCCGCCGGGGGAGGCGUUCUAUCAUCAAGCCCAUAGUGGAGGAGUACCUGCAAGAGCAGAUUGAGUUACUGCGUUCAACUGGCAGAGUGCGAGGGACAUUGCCUCUUACGGUACUUAAAGUCCUCGCUUCCCUUGCAUGUCAUGGUGCAAUCAAAUUCAAUGACCCCCUCAGUAAGGAGGAGUGUUGCAGCCUGGUAGGCGCUCUAUCUUCAUGCCAGCUGCCCUUCCAGUGUGCCCAUGGCCGCCCAUCCAUCGCCCCGCUGGUAGACGUUCUUCACUUGAAUGACCAAGAGGAACCACCUAGACCAAACCUCAGAAAACUGAGAAGAAUGUACAAAGCCUGGGAACUUUAUGGAAAUGAUUAAGUGUGCCAACAUUGUCAAAUGAUACAAGAUUCAUUUAAAAACAGGAUUUCCCUCAUUAAAUGAGACAAUUAUUGUAAUUGUUGGUCUUUCAAUGCCGUAUAGUCUUUAUAGCUAUAUGAAAGACACCCAGAGUGAAAGCCUUCUUAAUCAAAAACACAACCAUGUACCUGACAUACUGGGGACACUUUAUUUUUGCAUAACAAUAGCUGAAUGUGUGAUGGGAGGCUUUGUGCACUCACUAAAAAUUGUGUUUAUUUUCAUACAGUAUUGGUAGCAAUAUUGCAUGAGUAAAUCUCAAACCAAUGUAUUUCUAAUCAAAACAUAGUGCCUGAGAUGAGGCUAGUAAAAAACUGAAGUUGACUGAAAUAAAUUAAAAUUGUAUAGGGGGUCUACUACCCAACUUAUUUUCUCUCACAAAUUGCACACCAUUUCACCAAACGUCCUCAACAUGGUCCCCGCUUCGUAGAUGGCUUUACUCAAUCAGUUUCUUCGCCUUGAAGAAACGCCGUAGGUAGAAGACCUGCCACGUUGCCAGCCCAAUUAGACAGCACAUGGAGAAGAUACUGAAGUACAAGACACGCAUGUUGGUGGAUUCUGCAAGGUGAGGGAAAAUCUAUUUAACCGAGUAACGUGUCAGAUUAAAUAAACUAAGGUUUUACUCUUUUCACAAGACCAGGCAAAAAAGAUUGAAAAACAUAUAAAAGACAAUGAACAUUUUCUGGUUGAGUGAAAACAUGGACCGCAAAUAUGUUGCUUUGCACCUUAGUUUUUUCCCCCAUAGCACUUACCAUUUGUGUCCCUCAUUUCCUCUUCACGCUUCUUCAUGUAGGCAAAGUCAUUCACAAUGGACUCCGACAAGUCUUCGAGACGUCUUAGUUCAACUUCUAGGGGCUUCAGCUUCUCAACUUUUGCAAUCUGAAAAGAUCAUAAGAAUUAAAGUUGAGCGUACUGUGUCACAAAUGGACAUGAGUAUUCUCUCUUCCACCGAAACAUUGCACCAUACAGAAUAAAGCCCCGAUUGACCA